AUGAAUGGAAAGUACCCUGCAGAGAUGAAAGUAACUGUACACGAAGGUGGAACAUACCAAGUACAUUUUGUGUCGACCCACAUUGGUCACAAACAAGAUUUAACGCACCUGCCCCUGAAUCAAAAAGACCGGGAAACCAUAGAAACAGAUAUUGCAAUGGGACUUCCGUAUGACAAAGUUCUAGAUAACGUACGGACAAGUUUGCAGGAUUCAGACUUGCAGAGAAUCCAUUUGACUACCAAGCAAGACUUAUAUAACAUUGCAGCAAGCUAUAACCUCUCCUCCAAGUCGGUCAGACAUAAAAAUGGUGCAAUCAGUGUCGAAGCUUGGGUAAAAGAAAUGAACGAAAGUGAGAAUCCGUCUGUGUUAUUCUAUAAUUCACAAGACUUGACUAGUGAACAUCAAGAACUGAGGAGUGAGGAUUUUGUAAUAGUGAUAAUGAACAGAGCACAAUGCAGAAUGUUAUCAAAAUAUGGAGAAGACUGUAUCUGUAUUGAUGGAACCCAUGGGCUUAACGGGUAUGAAUUCAAAGUGACCACUCACUUAGUACUGGAUGAUCUCAGGCAAGGAUUCCCAUGUGCAUUUCUAAUUUCGAACAGGAAGGACGCCGAUGUUUUAAGUAUACUUUUGCAGUACGUAAAAACACAGGAAUCACUGCAAAAAGCACUGCAGAAGCUCAGUAGUGACCCUGAUACAUCAGAAUUUGCUUCAUACUUCAAGACACACUAUGAGGGAAAUGUGGAGUGUUGGGCCUACUGUCACAGAAUGUAUGCCGGUCUCAAUACCAACAUGCAUGUGGAGAGUAUGCAUAGGACGUUAAAGGAAAUACAUGGUAAUGCAAGACAGAUAAAACGACUGAACAAAGGCAUAUCUACACUAAUGUCCCUAGUUACAGCCAUGAUGUUUGACUGGCUUAUAGCAAAUGUAAAAGGGAAGGUUACAAGCACAGUUCAAGACAUUCGUAAUAAACACAAAACUAGUUUGUUAAUGGACAAGGACCUCAUCACUGAGGUAGAUGGAGGUUGGGAAGUGCCAUCCACAUCAUCUUCAGAGGUGUACAUUGUUAAAGAUAACAGAGUCAACUGUGAGUGCAAAUUAAAAUGUAGUGUUUGCAAUGUGUGCAUACAUAGGUAUUACUGUACAUGUAUGGAUUACAGUAUUAGAUUCAGUAUGUAUAAGCACAUUCACACUGUUUGCCGAGAUGACAGUGUCGGUGAAAAUCCCCUGCAAAGUCCAGAGGCACUAGGUACUGAUGUUGAUGCCACCAGUGAGAGAGCAGCAAUAUUAGCUGAAGUAAGCACAAAAUAUGUUUCAAAAACACCAAAAUCAUUGUUAGAAGGGAGACAGGAGCUUAUUUCAGUGUUUUCCAAUAUUGUCAGUGGAAUGACUGAGACUGAACUGCAGUUGGCCAAAAAAACUGUGUUAUCCUUAAAGGCAAAUGUAGGAGCUGUUCGAGCCCGAAACAGUUAUUUCAAACAAACAGAUAAGGGCCAGAAAAGAAAGCUAAUACCACAGCGGAGGCUGUUUUCUACCGAGAAGAAAACAGCACAGCUCGACAUGAAUCAUGAUGUUCCUGCGGAGCAUAGUCGUGCCGUGCCAGAUGUACAGCACAGCAAAACAGGUAAAACUUGA
Messenger RNA from Schistocerca nitens (vagrant locust), 1632 nucleotides. RefSeq lists its product as uncharacterized. The coding region runs from base 1 to 1632 and encodes 543 amino acids. The record is from RefSeq and is a predicted model, not a curated record. NCBI's taxonomy places the organism in Eukaryota, Metazoa, Arthropoda, Insecta, Orthoptera, Acrididae. The transcript is spliced from 3 exons.